Molecule: messenger RNA, 1479 nt
Organism: Syzygium oleosum
Lineage: Eukaryota; Viridiplantae; Streptophyta; Magnoliopsida; Myrtales; Myrtaceae
Product: BRASSINOSTEROID INSENSITIVE 1-associated receptor kinase 1-like
Exons: 1
Coding region: 171-1355 (394 amino acids)
Biological process (GO): protein phosphorylation
Molecular function (GO): ATP binding; protein kinase activity
Source: RefSeq, a predicted model, not a curated record
GUGAGACAGGCACAAACCCAACUGGAGUUAUAAACACUUCUGUGUACCAGCAAAGUCUCUUUGGAAUUGCAGAAGACUUUCCCAGACCAAUCACUACCAAUCGAGAAAAACCAUCAAGCUUACACGAUUUAUUUGUACUUGAGAAGGAUCUACUAUUUCCCCGCUUAAGGAUGGUGUUCAAUCUCCGAACCUUCAGUUUUUCCGAGUCCGUUGAAGAUGAUCCAACACCUCCUAAAAGCUUCUCUCUAAAGGAGCUCCGAGUCGCGACAGACAACUUUAGCCACGACAACUUCUUGGGGGAAGGUGGAUUCUGCAAAGCUUACCGGGGGUGCUUGGCUGAUGGUUCUCUCGUGGCAGUAAAGAGAGUGCACUGCGUCGAUCAAUGGAGGGAAGAGUUCGAAGCAGAAAUACAAGUGGGAAGCACAGUUUCGACACACCCAAACGUGCUAUGCCUGAGGGGCUUUUGCCGGACCAAGAAAGAGCUCUUACUAGUGUAUCCCUUGAUGAUCAACAAUAGCCUAUCUUACAAUCUUAGAGGGAGACCUGAUCGGUGUGCCCAACCUCUCGAUUGGACUACUCGCAAGCGAAUAGCCUUAGGAGCAGCAAGGGGGCUUGCGCACCUUCACAAUCAAGGUAACAUCAAGAUCAUGCAUCGCGGCAUCUGCGCGUCAAAUAUAUUGCUGAAUGUGCAUUUUGAGGCCGUGAUCGGAGGAUUUUCGUUUGCCAUGAUCAUGCAUGAGAGAAAUGUAGAGGUAGGGACUAUUGAGUGGCCUGCGUGCAUGCCAAGUUCGGGCACGGGAGUCUCAUUCUCAUCACCGGCAGGAGAAAAUUCAGCUGAUUCUGGCUCCGAUUUUCAAUCCUAUCAUCGCUAUGAAGAUGUUUAUGUCAACACCCCCGUCCGUGGCACACUUGGGUUUGUUGCCCCCGAGUACAUCUACACAGAUAAGUGCACACUGAAGAAUGAUGUCUUUGCAUACGGGAAAAUGCUUCUCGAGCUCAUCUGGGGACAGCCGAUUUACCCUAAACAUGGCGAAAUUUUCUGCUUGGAGGACUGGACUAGAAAACAUAUGAACGAAGACCAGUUGGGAAGGGACGAGUUGGGAAGGGUGAUCGAUCCCAAUUUGCGGGGGAAUUACAUGGAAGAAGAAGCAGAGCGACUAGUCCGAUUGGCAUUGUUGUGCGCACACGAGGAUCCAUCUGUUCGACCAGAGAUGUCUGAAGUGGUUCGAAUCCUUGAAAGCCAGUUUCUUCAGCGGGACCCUAGUACAAGGAGUAGUUGGGGUCAAAGUGACUAUGACUCAACUCCGUACUACUCUUUCCCUCCUUCUCCUUCUCCUCUGGGGAUUGCUCCAUGACUGGCAUGUCAAUGCUACACCAUCACCAUUGCCUUCUACCUUCAAUAACAAGUUUAGCUUCUAUGUUUUUCUUCCUAAGCGAUAUAUGUUCCUCUUCACUUUCAUUUGCAUGAUCUUUCUGUAA